Glycine soja is the source of this 2079-nucleotide messenger RNA. RefSeq names its product heparan-alpha-glucosaminide N-acetyltransferase-like. The record is from RefSeq and is a predicted model, not a curated record. The transcript has 14 exons. Bases 192 to 1583 code for a protein of 463 amino acids. NCBI's taxonomy places the organism in Eukaryota, Viridiplantae, Streptophyta, Magnoliopsida, Fabales, Fabaceae.
AAUAUAAAAAAUGCUUGUGUUGUGUGUGGCAGGUCCUUCUCCGAAAAGGCCUAUAAAAGCUGGGAAGAAGGGAAAAGAAGGCAAAGAACAAGUUGAAGGAAAAAAGACUCCUUCAACUAGUACUGCAUUCUUUCUUUUCUUCAAAUGGUAGCAAGAGGCAUCAAGAGCAAAAGACAUUGUUAAUUUCGGAGAUGGCGAGUUACGAGGCUAUUAAGAACUUUGAUGAUGAUGAUGAUGAAGAUGUGGAGAUGGCACUCCCCCAUAACCAGAUCUCUGAAUCAAGAUCUGCCACUGUUUCUCCCACCAUUGCCCAAACUACCCCGCUUCACCUUCACAUCAACAACAUUAUUGAGGAACAACACAUAAUCGCAAGGCACCAACCUCAACCCCAACCCAAAUCUCCCCGUCUAGUUUCUCUUGAUGUUUUUCGUGGUCUCACCGUCGCGCUUAUGAUACUUGUUGAUGAUGCUGGCGGACUCAUUCCUGCACUCAAUCAUUCACCAUGGAAUGGUUUAACGCUAGCUGAUUAUGUCAUGCCAUUUUUCCUAUUUAUUGUUGGUGUUUCGCUUGCACUCACAUACAAGAAACUGUCUUGUGGAGUUGAUGCAUCUAGGAAAGCAAGUUUACGGGCUCUAAAACUUCUUGUGUUAGGCCUUUUCCUUCAAGGAGGUUAUUUCCAUCGGGUGAAUGAUCUGACCUAUGGAGUUGAUUUGAAACAGAUAAGAUGGAUGGGAAUACUACAGAGAAUUGGGGUAGCAUAUUUGGUUGCCGCACUGUGUGAAAUUUGGCUCAAGAGUGAUGAUACUGUUAAUUCAGGACCAUCCCUGUUAAGGAAGUAUCGGUACCAGUGGGCUGUGGCUUUGAUUCUUUCUUUCCUUUAUCUUUGCUUGCUAUAUGGAUUGUACGUUCCUGAUUGGGUGUAUCAAAUUCAAACAGAACCUUCUUCAGAGCCAAAGACAUUUUCAGUUAAAUGUGGAGUAAGGGGUAACACUGGGCCAGCCUGCAAUGCAGUUGGAAUGAUUGAUCGAACAAUAUUGGGUAUACACCACCUGUACCAGAGACCAAUAUAUGCUCGGAUGCCUGAAUGCAGUAUUAAUUCUCCCAACUAUGGACCAUUGCCUCCUGACGCUCCUGCUUGGUGUCAGGCCCCUUUUGAUCCCGAAGGACUCCUAAGUUCAGUGAUGGCUAUUGUCACCUGCUUGAUUGGGCUGCACUACGGACAUAUUAUUGUCCAUUUUAAGGACCACAGAGUGAGAAUCAUAUACUGGAUGAUCCCGACCUCUUGUCUUGUAGUUUUUGGCCUUGCGUUGGACUUAUUUGGAAUGCAUAUAAAUAAGGUUCUCUACUCGCUUAGUUACACAUGUGUCACUGCUGGUGCUGCAGGCAUCCUCUUUGUUGGAAUAUACUUGAUGGUUGAUGUAUGUGGGUGUCGUCGCAUGACCUUGGUUCUGGAGUGGAUGGGCAUGCAUGCAUUAAUGAUUUAUAUCCUUGCGGCUUGCAAUGUUUUUCCAAUUUUCCUUCAAGGAUUUUAUUGGGGAAGUCCUCACAAUAACAUUCUCAAGUUAAUUGGAGUUGGUACUUGAAGAGAGGCACAUACACAUGCUCGUGGAUAAAGAUUAUAUGCAGUAAGACAGUGAGACAUGUUUUACUGUAAAAGAAAUUGGCUACCACGCGGUGUUUAUUGAUUAUUACCCGAGUUUUGGAGCUAAUCUUUUGAUCAAGAACAAGAACGGGUGUAUCAUAUUCCUCUAAUCUCUUGAUGACGUCACCUGCAUGGAUGAUGGAUAUAGUUUAGAGUUCGCUAUAUCUCUUGAUGGCAUAACCUUUCUAUAUAUGGAAAGCAGCUUUUGUUUAUAAUAGCACCACUGCAAUAUAAUGUGUACUUUUACUUCAUAUCCUUGAAAUGAUUUCAAGAGAGUAACCAUUGGACACGAUAUUGAUGUAAAAUUUAGUUUUAGAUUUUUUUAUUUAUUGUUACUAUUAGCCUAGAAAUGUCAAUUUCUUCUGUAUGAGCAGGCUCUCUCUAUUAUUGGAUCUAGCAAAACUUUCUUUAAUCAUGCCAAUGCUUGCGUUCUUCCA